This is a messenger RNA of Closterium sp. Yama58-4, 3507 nucleotides long. The record is from the annotation of a GenBank genome assembly. NCBI's taxonomy places the organism in Eukaryota, Viridiplantae, Streptophyta, Zygnematophyceae, Desmidiales, Closteriaceae.
AUGCCACUAUCCGCGCUAAAACCGUCCGCCAACCGAAGCACAAAUCCGUCGCAAAAUGCUGCCCGUGUUGCAUUUACGAGCGGCUACGAAGGGGGGACUAUUGGAGGAGGUGUGGGUGUAGACACGGCCGCGCGAAGAGUCUUAACGGAGGCGCCUGUAGCGAAUCUGACGCCGAGAGUCUUAACGGAGGCGUCUGUAGCGAGUCUGACCCCGGCAAACGAGAUCCUGCAAGUGUGCCGAACCGCAGGCCCCGCCACCAUCGCCAUUGCUCCCGAUCUCAAUGGACAGACGUGGCGAGGCUGGGGCACGUCGCUUGCAUGGUUUGCCAACUAUAUCGGCAAGCUCCCACCGGACCAGCUGAACCAAAUCCUUGACCUAAUCUUUGAUCCAUCCUCCGGGAUGGGGCUCAACCUCGCGCGCUACCUGAUCGGCGGCAGCUACAAUCUCACCAACAGCCCCCGAUUCGACACUGCGGACUGGGAAUCCCGGGCAAUUCCGGGUUAUAGACCUUCGAGAACCGGGCCGUAUGAUUGGACGAGAGACUGGCGGCAGCGGAAGGUUCUGGAAGGGGCUAUAGCGAGGGGAGUGGAUGAGGUGGAUGCGAUUGCGUACUCUCCCCCUUGGUGGAUGACUAUAACGGGGGAUACCUCUGGGAAUGCGGAAGACGAGACAAAUCUUCGGCCGGACGCGUACGGAGCUUACGCGGAUUAUAUGGCUGAUGUGGUCGGCAGGUUUCGGAGCCAUUGGAACGUUACAUUCUCGACGAUGAAUCCGGCGAAUGAGCCGCUGGAAGGGUGGUGGGUGAAAGGGGGGCGGCAGGAAGGGUGUAACUUUAAACCGGACCAGCUUGAGAAGCUGGUGUGGGCUGUGUCAGCGGCUCUUAAAAGGCGGAAUCUGCGGACGGCUGUGGCGGGUUUUGACAGUUUUGUCGGGGCUACAGUAAGGUUUCGACACAAGUUUACCGCGAGGGUAAAAUCCAUCUUGAAACGGAUUAAUGUGCAUCAGUACGUCCCUCCACCCUCCAAUACAUCCGAUGCUCGGCAGUAUGUCGAAGGACUAUAUGUGAGUAUGGCGAGGAUGGCGAUUGGUUUAGGGAAGGAGGUUUGGGUGUCGGAGGUGGGUCCGAUGUGGGUGGGAGGAGGUCAAAUUGACGUGGCGUUAGCAUCUUCGUUGCUGCAGCAGAAUUCAUUGCAGCGAAUAACUUUCGCAACUCGCCGUCACGCGCUUCGUUCUACAGUUUCCGUCAUUAACCGACAACCUUUCUCUCCCUCCUCUAGCGUUAAUUCGGCAAGCAGGGUGGUUCGGGCUGCGAGUGCUACUGACGCGGAUGGAGGGGAAACUAUCGAAGCAGCAGCGCGUGACGUGGCGGGUGAUCCUGCCGCCGUGGCAGCUCAGAUGGCAUUGAGCGUCUCGGAAGAGGCGCUUCCAGACGGUGACGUGGACGAGGCGCGCGCCGCAGCCGCCGCUGCGCUUCUCGAGAGCGAGCUCCUCCAAAAAUCGCCGGAAAACGCGGCGGGUGAUGCGGCUGGGGAGUCGGGGAAGGGAGGAGCGGAAGAGAGCAGUAUCGGAGCAGCAAGCGCUGCGUCUGCAGCUGUCGCUGAGCCGCUGGAGAGCGUGACAGUAACGAAGGGGACAAAAAGCGGAAUAACAGUCAAGGGAAAAAAAGUGAGAGUAGGGGGAAGAGCAGGAGGGGGAGAAAAGGCUUGGAGCGGAUCAGAGGGGGAAGGCGACGGCAGCGGGAGCGAGAGUGACAGUGGCAGUGGUAGCGAUAGUGGAGGAGAGGAGGUGUUUCAUGUGGUGUGGUCGUCCAGGGACAGCAAAAUAGACUAUCUUGGAGAGAGCACUAAGGGGGAUAUGGUGCUUCCGGAUCUGCCUGUCGACCUCGAGAACGAGGGGCGGCGCGCCUUUGACCUGGAAUUACAAGCAGACGAGGGGCCGAUAGAGGAGCUCGCCAAGGCAGAGGCUGACGAGGCGGAGAUGCUGCUGGAGCAGCUGGGCGUGCCUCCCCAGUUCCCCCAUGGGCUGGCAUCGCGCGGCAUCUUCUGCAGCCGCACCCUCAAUCUGCGAUCGAUCACGACCAUCGGAUAUGACAUGGACUACACUCUGAUUCACUAUAACGUCAACGCCUGGGAGGGCCGAGCCUACGACUACGCUAUGGAGAACCUCCGAGCCAAGGGGUACCCGACCGAGGGGCUCAGGUUCGACCCGGACCUGGUGAUCCGAGGGUUGGUGAUGGACAAGGCGAGUGGCAACCUGGUGAAGUGCGACCGGUUCGGGUUCGUCAAGCGAGCCAUGCACGGCACAGAAAUGCUCUCCAAUAAGGCCAUCAGCAAGCUGUAUGGCAGGGAAUUAGUGGAUCUAAGAAACGAAGGCAGGUGGGAGUUUCUGAACACGCUCUUCAGUGUGAGCGAGGCGGUGGUCUACAUGCAGAUGGUUGACCGCCUUGACCAGGGGCUAUUGCCUGCCGAGGUGGCUCCUGGGGAUUACAAGACUCUUUAUAAGGUCGUGGCAAGAGCUCUCUUCCGAGCCCACGUGGAGGGGCAGCUCAAGGCCGAAAUCAUCAACUCGCCGGAGAAGUUUGUAGAGCUGGACCCGGAACUUCCCUUGGCUCUCUUGGACCAGAAGCUGGCAGGGAAGCGGCUGCUGCUGAUCACCAACUCGGACUAUCAGUACACGCACCGCAUGAUGACACACGCGUUUGACCGGUUUCUACCAGAGGAGAUGACGUGGCGGUCUCUCUUUGACAUGGUGAUCGUCUCGGCUCGUAAGCCCGAGUUCUUCUCAAUGGCUCACCCGCUGUACGAGAUCGUGACACCUGAUGGGCUCAUGCGGCCGUGCUUCAAGGCCAAUCCCGGAGGCCUGUACUGUGGUGGCAGUGCUCAGAUGGUUGAGAAAGCCCUGGGAUUCGCGGGGGACGAAACAUUAUAUGUGGGCGAUCACAUCUACACAGACGUGUCGCAGUCCAAGCUGCACCUGCGCUGGCGCACGUGCCUUGUCUGUCGGGAGCUGGAACAAGAGGUUCAGGCUCUGAUUCAAGGGCAUGACACGAGGCUGAGGCUGAUAGACCUGAUGGCUCAGAAGGACAGAGUGGGAGACUGCUUCAACCAGCUGAGGCUCGCCCUGCAGAGGCGCACGCAGGGGCAGGCGGCGCAGACAGCAGCGGUGGGGGAGAUGGAGGAUGGGGAGCUGGUGAGGAGCAUGCAGCGGCUGCUGUGGAUCAUGGCAAGGCUUGAUGGGGAGAUUGCUCCCUUGCUGGAGACGGACGGGGCUGCUUUCAAUGACAGAUGGGGAUACCUCUCUCGAGCUGGACUUUGGGAUAAGAGCCACAUUACCCGGCAAAUAGAGAAAUAUGCUGACAUCUACACCUCAAGAGUUUCCAACUUCUUGCGCUACACCCCGUUCAUGUACUUCCGAGCACAAGGGCAGUCUUGUGCACAUGAUGUUUCAGACACAUGGCCUAUGACCAGUUUGCAGCCGUUCUCAUCUUCCGAAGAUGAUUUGCAAUAA